Molecule: messenger RNA, 3161 nt
Organism: Ailuropoda melanoleuca (giant panda)
Lineage: Eukaryota; Metazoa; Chordata; Mammalia; Carnivora; Ursidae
Gene: SAMD10
Product: sterile alpha motif domain containing 10
Exons: 5
Coding region: 1339-2220 (293 amino acids)
Biological process (GO): cell surface receptor protein tyrosine kinase signaling pathway
Cellular component (GO): cytoplasmic side of plasma membrane
Molecular function (GO): protein binding
Source: RefSeq, a predicted model, not a curated record
CUGCGGCUGUGGCGAGGGCGAGUGGUAGGCGCAUGCGCGGGGGCGUCUGACCGUGGCGAGGCGUGCGGGCGGUCCUGCUGGGGACCGGCAGGAGCGGCAUCAUCCUGGAGAAACCCUGCAGGACCUCAGAGCCGAGCCUGGGGCAUCUUUACUUACUGCGUGCUUCCGACGCAUCUCCGAGGAGACCCGCCUGUACGAAGGGACCCAUGGGCCCCUCCCUGUCUGAGUCAGCCCAACCGCCAAGGACGCCGCGGCAGCAGGCCUAGCCAUUCACGUCGCCCUUCGCCCCGGGGUCGAGCGUCACACGUCUGAGCGGAGCCGCACAGCUGUCUGCUGCGGACAGCCGGUGUGCAGGCUCCAGCUCUCAGCGCUCGGAUUCCUGAGCGGCGUGCAGUCCAAGCACCGGCCACCCGUACAGGCUCCGCCGGCCCCCCCCCCGCCGCCCCCACCAAACCCUGACCGUGGCAGGGAGGGUGGAGGCGCAGCCCCUAGAGAGCUAAGUGCCGAAAAUAAGUAAAUACAGGAGAUACGCCGGGAACAGUUCGGUGCGUGGGCGUGCGUGGCCACGGCUCGUGGGUGAAUUCUGUGCAUUCACUACUUGAGUGUGUCGUGGGCUUGGAUACUAGUGGGAUGACCUGUGCUCAUGUAUUAGGUGCACACACGUGACUACUCUGCGUACACUUCUGUAUCUCUGUGUGUACCUUUGCUCCUCCUACUGUGGGACAGCCUCUGGCCCCCACAUACACCUGUGGAGAGCAUUCAGACUCUUGGCAGAGCAGGCAAAACCCAGUUGGUAGCAAGUCUGGCCUCCUGAGCCGGGCAACCCCAGCCCACCCUAGCCCUUGUCAUUGCGGGCCUGGAACGAACACAUCCCUUUUUCCUGCGGCAGCCUCCUUGGAGCUUCUCUCUCGUCCCCGUUCCCAGCAAACCGCUUUCAGAGCCACAUCCUGGGCACUGAGUCAGAUUCCCCCUACGGAGGGAAGGGGAGAGACUCUGCCUGGCUGUCUUCCUGGAGUUCACAUUGUGGUGGGAGUUAAGAGAGGGUCUUGGGAAGCAAGGGCCCAUUUGAGGGAGAGACCUCUGCAGAGGUCUGGAGAACGCGUGAAUAAAGGAGUGAGUCAGUAAAUUGAGGCAGGAGAAUGGAAGGAAAUGGUUGAGAGGGGUCGGUCUGGCCCUUGACCCUGCGUCCCAGUGGACAGACGAUCCCAGGAGCAGGUAGGAUGCUCCCCUCCUGCCCCCUCCCUCCCCGCGGGGAAGAUCGCUUAUUUCCCUGCCUCAGAGCCCCCUUCAGACGUCUGGAUCCCUUAAAGGUGCACAGAGUCGCUCGUCCAUGAAGCCAUGCCCAGGUGUGCGAGAUGGCCCCUUACCCCGGCAGACACCCUUUGCAUACGCAAGCCUGCGCGCCGCCGACACACCUCGGAGCUCCCGGAGCGCGCCCGGCACUCAGGGCUCACGGGCAGGUGCCUCGCCGCGCAGACGCGCAGGGCGCGGAGACCGGCUCGGGCACGGGGCCGGCUGGGGCGGGGCAGCGGCGCGCGUUCCCCGCCGGCCACACGGGCCGCCUUGCGCCCGGCGAGGGGCGUGUGCACCGGCCCGGGAUCCUUGGGCCCCAUGUUCACGGAGCUAAGGACCAAGCUGAGCCCCCCGCGAGGCCGCGCCGGGGCUGUGCGUGCCGGCUUCGGGGAGCCCCGGGAUGUGGACGCCACUGCACACUUCAGCUUCUGCCGAACCCUCCUGGAGCACACGGUGUCUGCUGAGAGCAUCCCCUGCCACCUGCCUCGGACGCCAGGCACCAGCCUCACGUGGCACGACUCCCGUAGCCAGAGGGCCGCUGGCGGCCGGCCAGUCAAGCUCCUGCAGCAGCCUGGCACAGAGGCCCCCCAGGGCCGGCUGUACUCGGACCACUAUGGCCUGUACCACACAAGCCCCUCCCUGGGCGGCCUGGCAAGGCCUGUGGUCCUGUGGAGUCAGCAGGACGUGUGCAAGUGGCUCAAGAAGUACUGUCCCCACAACUACCUCGUCUACGUGGAGGCCUUCUCCCAGCACGCCAUCACAGGCCGGGCGCUGCUGCGGCUGAACGGGGAAAAACUGCAGCGGAUGGGGCUGGCGCAGGAGGCACAGCGGCAAGAGGUGCUGCAGCAGGUGUUACGCCUGCAGGUGCGCGAGGAGGGGCGGAGCCUGCAGCUGCUCAGCCAAGCCUCCUUCGGAAACACGUCCUAGCUGCUGCCCGAGGCUUGAACCCCAGACCCCAGCACUGUGACCAGAGCCUGUGGCAAGGACGAUGCAGAGCUGGCACACAGCCCCUCUCGGACCCCGCCAGAGGUGCCAGGGGCUGAGCCCGGCCCAGUGGACAGGUGGGACCAGGAUUGCCAUCUCUGGUUGUGCAUUCUGGGCUGUGAGCAGGUGGGGGCUGCUUGGGUGUGGCCCUUCCUCCCAGGACCUGAGCCCAACUCCACUCUCUGGUGCUGCUGGCAGCAUGCAGGGCAGCUAUCUGGAGCCAGAGCAGGGUCUGGUUAACCCCUAGACUCCCAGGGAGUCUGUUUAUUAUUUAUAUUCCCUUCACCCACACUGAUGUCCGUGCCCCUAUUGCCUGCUGAGUCACACUUCCUCUGGGCAUCCUGCCCUCCCCCAGGGCAAGAAGUCUGUCUGUCUGCCCAUUUGUCCAGCUCUACACCCUCACCCAGCACCUAGAGGAUUGCCGGCACAGGUGGGAUAAACUCUGGAGGCUCCCUUUGGCGAGUGCCACCCCCCGCCCCACCCAGAUAGUCAGCAGCAGCAGCCCCACCAAGAACUCUCCCUCAUGAUUUCGGAGACCCUCACCACACCCCCAUCUAUUCCCAGGAACUAAAGUAAGAGAGGUCUGGGGACUGCUCAGGCACCCAAGACCUAACACAGCACCAUGAGGACCCCAUUGCCAGGAUUCAGCUCAGCCAUGUCCUGGUUUUGGGUUUGGGAGUGCAGCUCUGCUCUUCCCCCAUCUGUGGAGGCUGCCUUUGAGGCACGGUGUAUUCUCACUGCCCCUUUCCCAGGAAAAUCCAAGUUCACUGAAGAGACUGUCUUGAGGGCUCCGCUGCCUACACUCACCCACCAGAGACCCAGCCGGCACCUGAGCAACCACUCCGUGGGCCAGGGGGCCCAAGGUCUGGGACUGGUGCUGCUCA